Molecule: messenger RNA, 4990 nt
Organism: Notechis scutatus (mainland tiger snake)
Lineage: Eukaryota; Metazoa; Chordata; Lepidosauria; Squamata; Elapidae
Source: RefSeq, a predicted model, not a curated record
CCGCCGCGGCUAGCUCUCCUGUUCCAGCUGGAGCUCCGGUAAAGCGGGAGCGGCGUCGAGGGCAAGUCGCGAGCCCGGCGCCCAGGGAGACUCCCGCCCCCCCUCCCCCCCCGGUAUGCCGCACUGGCUGCGGAGCGUCGCCCGCGGGGCAUAACUCCCUGCCAACCCUCACGGCGCACGCCGCCUCUGGUCGUUAGUGGCGGCUGGUUGGUAGCGGCGGCUCGUCGUACUCGCUUCCCCAACACACGGGCCGCUCGGCCGGGAAAGCGGGAGUGGGGAGGGGGGGAAAGAGAGCCGGCGUCGGAUGUUCGCGUUACGCCACGCCGGUGCUGCGUUUGAGGCCUGGGCUCGCCAGCGAGCAGAUCCGGAAGAGAAUGGUUUUGACUGAAAAAAUGAGGAACUGGAAGACUGCUUGUUGCCUUCAUUAAAAUGGAUUCUUUAUUAUUAGAGUAAUUUAAGUUCCUUGAAACUGUACUACAGCUCUUCUAUCUACAUAAAAAUGAGCGAAGUGCAAGCAAUGGUAGAAUUCUCUGUGGAACUCCACAAAUUUUAUAAUGUGGAUUUGUUUCAAAGAGGAUUCUAUCAAAUUCGUGCAUCUAUGAAAAUUCCUCCAAGAAUACCACACAAAAUUGAAGCAAGCUUAUUACGGGCAACUAGUGCUGAUCUUGCCUUCCCAGCUUCUGUCCAUGACAAUGUAGUCUGCAGUAAAACAUUUCAGAUUCUCUAUAAAAAUGAAGAGGUCUGUGUGAAUGAUGCAAUGAUCUUCAAAAUUAAAAUGCUAUUGGAUGAAAGAAAGAUUGAAGAGUCUCUAAAUGAAAUGAAUUUCCUACUGUCUUUAGAUCUGCACUUCACAGAUACAGAUUAUUCACCAGAGGACCUGAACACUUUGCAGCUAAUUAGCAGCCGAACGCUAAAGUUGCACUUUACUUUACACAGAGGCCUUCAUCACUACGUUAAUGUUAUGUUUGAUUACUUUCACCUUUCUGUCAUCUCUGCUAUAGUGCAUGCCUCUUUAGUUGCUCUUCAUCAGCCAUUGAUAAGCUUUCCUCGCCCUAUAAAGAAUACUUGGUUAAACAGAAAUGCACCAGCACAGAGCAGGGAUUCUGUGAUUCCUUCUCUUGAAAGUGUUGUCUUUGGCAACAAUUACACCAAGCAAUUAUCAGCUGAUGGUUGCAGGUUUGUAAUAGCAGAGCCUUUCUUGAAUCAUGCUUACAGUCUUCACCAUACACUUUGUGCCAGUUUGCUGCUCGCUUUCAAAGGAUUACACAGUUAUUUUACCAAUUUAUCAAAUGAACUGCCUUCUUGUCACAAAUUAGAUGCAGCCAAGUCCAGCAUGCAGGUCCUUUAUGAACGUCUUCUCAGAAGAAAAUAUCUACGAAUCCAGGGAGACGCCUAUCUAGAGAACGUAGAUGUAGAUGUAGAAGCACGCCUUUUGGAACUCUGUGAAGAAAUAAAGAAAAUGGAAAAUCCUGAUGAACUGGCAGAACUUAUAAACAUGAAUCUUGCACAGCUGUGCUCUCUCUUGAUGGCUUUAUGGGGACAAUUUCUGGAAUCUGUUAACUUCCAAGAUGAUGUCAUUGCACUAUUAUCACAAGAGCACCAUAUAAUGCGUGUACGCAGAUUUUCUGAAGCUUUUUUUUGUUUUGAACAUCCUCGGGAGGCAGCCCUUGCAUAUCAAGAGCUUCAUGCCCAGAGUUACCUUCAGAUGUGUACUGCAAUAAAAAGCACUUCAUUCUGUAGUUCUCUCCCACCUCUCCCAAUUGAAUGCAGUGAAUUAGAUGGAGAUCUGAAUUCCUUACCUAUAAUCUUUGAAGAUCGGUAUCUAGAUUCUGUCACUGAAGACGUGGAUGUUCCCUGGCUAACUAUUCAGCCAAAGUCUGAUUCCAAGAAACCAGAUAAACAAGAUACUGAAGAUAAUUUCACAGCUACCUUUUUGAGUCCAGAGUUGAAAAACAAGCAUUUGGUUGCCUCAGAAAGUGAAAAGCAGUUUACAAAGUCCACAAAAGGAAAAUGUGAAGAUAUCAAUAAGUCCAAAGUUAAGGUUACCAAAUUAAUAAAAACAAUUAAACCUGAAAAUCCAAAAAAAGUAGUAAAACAAAAUUCUAAAGAUUCUGUUGUCCUAGUAGGCUAUAAAUGUUUGAAAAGUGCAGCACCAGAGGACAUAGCCAAGUGUUUUGAAGGAACUUCUUCAUACAACGAGAAAGAAGGAUUGGAUAUUACUACUGUUGGUGAACAUGUCUGUGAUGCAAAAACCUCCCCACAACAAGUUGGUCAAAAGGAAUUUAAAGUUGAACAAAAAGUUAUUAAACUAGAAGAGAAUGAGGAAAACUUGCAUACUUCUGUCACAUCUCCCUGUGCAGAUUCAGUCAGUUUGGGUACAUUUUAUACCUCCCAGACUGGAAUUGAUGACAGUCAUGAGGAUAGCAGCUUGACAUCCAGAACUGUUGCUGAAAAAUAUAUUAGUUCCUCUGGAGUUACAAAAAUAGAAGUGAAACCAUACUGUAGGAAAUCACAUGGAGGAGAUAAAGUGUUUGUUCGAAUUGGAUCAGGGAAAACAGCAGAACUUACAUUUGAAGGUUCAGAAUCAGAAAACAGAUCUAAAUCAGAAGAGGAACUAUCACUCGAAACAAAAGUUGUGCAAGAAACAGACUUCCAGCAUGCUGAGGAUUCUUUAACCACAGCUAAUCAAUCAACAAAAGACAUUCCCACUACAAUUUUAAGUGGAGAGACUCUUAAAUUGCCUGAUGUUAAUAAUACCUAUGCAUCAUCUAGGUUCUCGGAUUCUGGUGUAGAAAGUGAGCCAAGUUCUUUUGCAAUGCAUCCAAGUGCAGAUACAGCUUUUGAAACUCCUCAAGGCCAAAGCAUGUGCAACAGUGAAAAAGCAUUUCCUCAACUUGUGCAAAAACCAGAUGUCAUUAUUAAAACCCUGAUGGAAAGUCACUGUACUGAGAGCACAAGCGCAGUUAGUGAAAUACAAUCUUCUCUGACAUCUAUAAACUCUCUCCCUUCUGAUGACGAUCUUUCCCCUGAGGAAAAUUCAAAGAUAUCCGUUUUACACGAAUGCCAAUUAAGGGACAGUGAAACGGUAUUAGACUUGGGAACAAUUGAUUUGACAAAAUGUGAUGAUAUUGAUGAGCCCGAUAUUUUGCCACCUCACUGUAUAACAUAUUUUGAACAAUCAGACAAUGAAACUUCAUGUUUGCCUUCCUUAACCUCAAAAAUCAAGGAUCCUCAACAGCUGGUUGAAGAUACAGCUACAGCUAUGAAUGCUCACGGCUCACAAUUCAGUUUAGACAAUACAUGUAAAGAUUCCCAAAGAUUAGAGGAAGAAAAAUCAAGUGAAAUUCCUUCGGCAAUUGUUUAUCCAGGAAACUCCUGUGUUGUUUCAGGUUCUGUAAGUUCCUGUGCUGAUAGUAUGAGAAACACAAGUGAAAGGAAUAUUGAUAAAAUGUUAGAACAAAAAGAAAUAACUGAUAAGUUAUUCAUUACAAAAAAUCAAAAUCUUACACACUUGAAGGUCCCCUCGUUAGAAGGUAGUACUGAUAUAUUAAAGCAAGGACUUGUUGAAAACUACUUCGGCUAUCAGAAUAGUACAGAGAUUUGCAAUGUACAUUCUAUUGACAGCAAUCUUGUUAGCCCUCAAAGGGGAACCUUAUGUUCUGCUUCUCCACAGGAGGAGGAAGAAGAGGCUCAAGAUCAAAGCAUGGUGGAAAAUGGUUAUUUUGAGGAAGCAGAAGAUGGCCUUUUGUACAAAACUAUAAAUGAUUGUCUUGAGAACUUUGAUCUAACAAGUGAAAGAGGUUUAAGAAUAGAAAGUUUGUCUAAUGAACUUUUGGGAAAUGAGACAAAUACAGCUCCAUUAUGCAAGCCAGAUAAUUUGAUUUUUCCUCCAGUCUUGAAAGGAUAUCCAAGUAGCAAUUUAUGGUCCACCCAGGAUAAAUCCAGUUCUUUUUCCAAGCAGUCCAGCACCUCCUCCUGUAGUGCAAUUUUAUCUGUUCCCUGGUAUGAAUAUUCUCCCAAACCACAAAUGCUAGCAUUCCUUCAUGCUAAAGAAGAAUUGAAGCAACUUCAGCUUCCCGGAUUCAUGUACAGUGAUGUUUCCAGUUUAGCAUCUUCCAUGCCUUAUUUCAGCACAGAAGAAGAAAAUUCAGAAGAUGGAAUACAUCUCAUUAUCUGUGUGCAUGGCCUAGAUGGUAAUAGUGCCGAUUUAAGAUUAGUAAAAACUUACAUUGAACUUGGUCUUCCAGGAGGUCGAAUAGAUUUUCUGAUGUCUGAGAGAAAUCAGGUAAAUGACACAUUUGCUGAUUUUGAUUCAAUGACAGAUCGCCUUUUGGAUGAAAUAAUCCAAUAUAUUCAAAUUUACAAUCUAACAAUUUCAAAAAUCAGUUUUAUUGGACAUUCACUGGGUAAUUUAAUAAUCCGUUCAGUACUCACAAGACCUAGGUUUAGGUAUUACCUCAAUAAACUUUAUACCUUCCUUUCUCUGUCUGGACCACAUCUUGGUACGCUCUACAACAGCAGUGCUCUUGUUAAUACAGGUCUCUGGUUUAUGCAGAAGUGGAAGAAGUCAGGAUCUUUGCUACAGUUGACCUGUCGAGAUCAUUCAGACCCCCGGCAAACCUUCUUAUACAAACUUAGUAGAAAAGCAGGUCUUCAGUAUUUCAAAAAUAUAAUAUUAGUAGGGUCCCUGCAAGAUCGUUACGUUCCUUAUCAUUCUGCCCGCAUUGAGAUGUGCAAAACAGCUUUGAAAGAUAAACAGACAGGACCAAUAUAUGCUGAAAUGAUCCAGAAUAUGCUUCUGCCUGUUCUUCAAAGCAAGGACUGCAAUUUAAUUCGAUACAAUGUGCAUUGUGCACUGCCAAACACAGCUGAUUCUCUCAUAGGAAGAGCUGCACACAUUGCUGUUUUGGAUUCAGACAUAUUUUUGGAAAAGUUUUUUCUGGUUGCUGCCCUAAAAUAUUUCCAGUAGGAAUAAAAACAUUGUAACAGA